AUGGUUGGGCGGUAUUAUUUUGUUAUUUGUGGGCCUCAUGAUGAGGCAUUAUUUGAUUUAGAUUAUAAUUCACCAGGCAAAUCAACAGGAGAAAAGGCAGAUGAAUGUCUUCAUCUAAAUCAGUUUAUUGCACAUGCUGCAUUGGAUAUGGUUGAUGAUCACCUGUGGUCGAAAGCAGACACAUAUUUAAAAGUCGUAGACAAAUUCAAUGAAUGGCUGGUUUCUGCCUUCAUAACCCCUGGAAGACUUCGAUUCAUUUUACUUCAUGAUGAGUCGAAUGAGAAUCGUAUAAAGUACUUUUUUCAAGACACAUAUGAAGCCUACAUCAAGUUGGCACUAAAUCCAUUUUUUAAACGUGAAAAGCCAAUAAGCUCAUCCAGCUUCUCAAAGCGAGUCCAACGGAUUGCAAAUAAACAUUUUGGUUGA
Messenger RNA from Schistosoma guineensis, 426 nucleotides. Lineage: Eukaryota; Metazoa; Platyhelminthes; Trematoda; Strigeidida; Schistosomatidae. The record is from the annotation of a GenBank genome assembly.